CACAUAUGGCGAACGAAACGACAAAGUUGAGCGAAGUGUCGCCUCUGUCGGUCUGUUGGCUUUCUUGUCGGUCUUCAACUUCAACAAAAAAAAAAAUCAAUUUUCCGCAACAAAAAUUAAAUUAAAUUCAUCUCUCAGAAAACCACCCAAAAAAAUCAAUUAAAUAAAAAAAAAAUAAAUUAACAUCUUUAACGAGUUGAAAAUCAAGUGAAGUGAAAACUAAAGUGCAAAGUGAUAAUUCAAUAAACGAAGAAAAAAAAAAAACCAACAAGAGAAAAAGAAAGAAAAAAAAAUACUUUUCUUAUAUAUUUUUUUGCACUACGGGUGGUGCAAUAAAAAAAAUACAUAAAUAAUGUACCAAUAGAAUAAAACUUCCAAUAGAAAAUAUAAGAAAAAUUAGAAUCAAAAAAGGAUUUAAUUGUAGUGUUUUUUUGUUGUUGUUGCUUUCUUCGGGUUUUUUUUUUUGCAGAUUUUUUUUAAGGGCUGGGGCCGUCACUUUUCUAGUCGUCGAAGCCGAAGAAGACUUUUUCAUGAAUUUCUCCGAAAUGAUUUUCCAUGGAUUGUAUAUGCAAGUCUUCACAUCAUCAACAUCAUCAUCAUCAUCAUCAUUUGCAUCUGCAUCAUCGUCGUCGACCACUUUUAUUGAAACCUAAGCACAUCAAAUCCAGAGGCAAAGUUUUAAUCAACAUAACAAUUAUUUACUCUUGUCUCGCAGCAAUCGGCCAUGAAUGCUAUCCAAUAGGGAUUUUACAACAACAACAAUAAAGGAUUGAAAAAAUAAGAGAAAAAAAUAAAUUCCACAAAACUAAAAAAAAAGUACAGUGUACUUUUCCAAGAGGGCGGAAGCUGCUUUUCAUAUACAAAAAAAAAGCAACAACCACCAAAGUAGAAAAAGCAAAAAAAAAUCUAACCCCAACUUUUUCUAUAGCUGGAAUGUUGGAGCAUCCCCAACGAUUUGCACGCAAUAUCCCCGAUUCCUCCUCAACAGCAGCAAUAACGAAUUCAAACGUUCCAGCAGCGCUAACAAAUCGCAAUCACUAUUUGCCAAGUGGCGGUGCUGGUGUAACUGGUUCAUGGCAUCAGCAACAGCAGCACUCUCAAGCAUCUACACCAGCAUCUACACAAUAUCAGCCCUCAGCGUAUCAGCAACAAAACUAUCCAGUGCCACCGCCACCCGGCUCUCCGGCACCACACCAUCACCAGCAACAGCAUCACCAUCGUAACUUAUCGUCCGCGUCCAAUUGUAGCACGCACAAAAGUGUCACAUUCAGCAGCAAUACAAAUUCGAAUUCGAACGGAGGCGAUUGCAUUGGUGGUGGCAACCUCGGCUGUGGUUCACAAUCGAUGGCGGGCAACAUGAAACACGGAAAAUCACAGGAAGACGUUUGCUACGUAGUAGCCAAAUACGAUUAUGGAGCUCAAGGAGCACAAGAAUUAGACUUAAGGAAAAAUGAACGCUACCUGCUAUUGGAUGAUUCCAAACAUUGGUGGCGGGUGCAAAAUAAUAGAAAUCAAUCUGGCUAUGUCCCUAGUAAUUAUGUGAAAAAGGAAAAACCAUCGCUAUUUGAUAGCAUAAAGAAAAAAGUGAAAAAAGGUUCCGGCUCAAAAACUCUUCCUAAUUGUUCGCCCUCACGACAAAUCGAAAGUCCAACAAUGUCAAGAAGACUACCACCCGAUCCAUCAGAGGCUAUUGGCACGGCAAUUGUUAAAUACAAUUAUCAAGCGCAACAGGCUGACGAACUGUCAUUGACAAAGGGUACACGAAUUUUGAUUUUGGAAAAAUCUAACGAUGGAUGGUGGCGAGGACAGAGUGGCAAUGCAGUUGGAUGGUUUCCCAGUAAUUAUACAACCGAAGAUUGUGAUAAUGAUGGUGAAAUACAUACGUACGCGAUGGCUGAGAAUGUUCUUGAUAUUGUGGUUGCUCUCUAUAGUUUUACAUCAAAUAACGAUCAAGAAUUAUCAUUUGAAAAAGGCGAUCGUUUAGAAAUUGUCGAUCGACCGUCUUCCGAUCCCGAUUGGUAUAAAGCACGCAACAAUGCUGGUCAAAUUGGUUUAGUUCCACGCAAUUAUUUACAAGAGCUUAGUGAUUAUUUAGCUACGCCGUAUCGUGGUAAUAAUGGUGCUGGUGGCGGUAGUAGCGGCGGUGAUUCAAUUGAUCGACGAAAUGAUGGUAUGCCUAAUAAUAUGCCGCCACAAUCAUCACCGCCAAUGCCACCAAUGGAACGACCCAAUUUAGCUGGUAAAUCUUGGUACUAUGGCGCUAUAACGCGCAGUCAAUGUGACACUGUAUUAAAUCAACAUGGUCAUGAUGGCGAUUUCCUUAUACGAGAUAGCGAGACUAAUAUGGGUGACUAUUCGGUUUCCCUUAAAGCGCCAGGCCGUAACAAACACUUUCGUGUGCAUGUUGAAAAUGGCAUGUAUUGUAUUGGUCAGCGUAAAUUCCACACCCUAGACCAAUUAGUCGAUCACUACCAAAGAGCACCCAUCUACACAAACAAGCAAGGAGAAAAACUUUAUCUAGUACGGCCAUUGCCUAAAGCUAAUGGAACGUAAACUUAAAAAAAAUAAUGAUAAAGAUGAACGAGUAAAAAAUAAAUAAAAAAAAAAUUAUCCACAUCAAACUAAUUACCACAUAAUAUCUAAUUAUAAAUUACAACAAUGAACAAGAAAAAAAAGUAAGGAAAACAAAAAAAACGUAUUUCAUUCUCGCGAACUCUCUAUUUCUCUCUGUCGUCUCUCUAUCUUUAUCCUCCCUUCUUUUUUUUUUGUCUAAGUAUAAAGAUCACCCACUCAUCAUCGUCGUCGUCGUCACCACGAAAAAUGGCCAUCAAUCCUCAACAAAAAAAAAACAAGAAACCAGAAAAUACUAGAACAUACACAUUUUAUUUUAGAAAAUAAUAAUUUAAUUUAUAUUUUAGUAUAAGGACUUAUUUUUAAUUAAAAUAAUUAAUUUCGUGAACAAAAUAUUAAUUCUCAAACAUUUAAAUUUAAGACUUAAGUUGUGGAAGAGCGCUGUGCUGUAUAAAUGUAACGUGAAAGUAAUCUCUUUAAGAAAGAAAAAAAAAACAUAGAAAACAUAGAAAAAACAUCGACAAAUUGAGAGUAGUAGUGAUGAAUUUGAAGAAGAAUCCUUCCCCCCCUUAAAUCAGAGUGAAAUACAAAUUUUAUUUUAUUUCUCAUCGCCCCCUUCCUUUCCCCAUUAAUUCGUAGUGUGAUCUUUUAUACAUAUAUAAAUAAUAUACAAUUAUUCGUAAAAAUAAAUCGAACAGCGGGAAGAAGUGAAAUAAAAAAAAAACACAUAAACAACACAUUAUACUCUAAUGCAAAGUAAAUAAUAUUUUUGUAAAUUUUUUGCUAAUACAAAUUGCUUUACAUUUCAAUUAGGAACAAAAACAAAAAAUUAUAAAUAUCA
Messenger RNA from Episyrphus balteatus (marmalade hoverfly), 3412 nucleotides. It is a transcript of the gene dock, whose product is annotated as cytoplasmic protein NCK1. The record is from RefSeq and is a predicted model, not a curated record. Gene Ontology annotation, molecular function: protein binding. The coding region runs from base 934 to 2553 and encodes 539 amino acids. Lineage: Eukaryota; Metazoa; Arthropoda; Insecta; Diptera; Syrphidae. The transcript is spliced from 6 exons.